AUGAAGCUCUCCAUGGUCUUUGCAUUCGCUGCGGGUGUUCUCGCCAUGCCUACUUCGUACAGUGCGGAGCCUUUGAAGAACAACGAAACCGCCCUUGUCGACUACUACAUCUUCAACCUGACCCUGCCUGAAUUCCUAGCCAAACGCGAGGCCAAGGACCCUCCCUCUCUGAACUGGACCAGCGAUGGCUGCACUACUGCCCCAGCUAAUCCCUUCAACUUCGACUUCACGGUAGGGACCCUAAGCUGCCUUCCCCUUGACUUACGUGGGCGGAGGUUCACUGCACCCGUAGAGUCUGCGCUAACAGGAUCAAACAACCAGCCCGGCUGCCAGCGUCAUGAUUUCGGCUACGCAAACUACCGAAAGCAGGGUCGCUUCGAGGUCCGUGGAAAAAGGAGGAUCGACGAGCAGCUCCUGGUAGAUCUGAGAAAUCAAUGCAAGAAGGUCACUCACGUGUGGAGCAAGGUCGGUUGCGAAGGUCUUGCGGAGGCCUACUUCUUUUUCUACCGUUCAAAUGAGUUUGGCGGCGGCCACGAUGCUACAAGACAUGUAAAUCCGGGACUUACUAGAAUGUCGCUAAAGGCAGUGAGAGAAAAGAAGGGAAAGGGAAAGGAGGAAAAGGAAAAGGAGGCAAAGGAAAAGGAAGCAAAAGAAGAGGAGGAAAAGGAAAAGGAAGCGAAAGAAAAGGAGGAAGAGGAAGAGGAAGCAAAGGAAAAGGAGGAAAAGGAAAAGGAAGCAAAGGAAGAGGAGGAAAAGGAAAAGGAAGCGAAAGAAAAAGAGGCAGAGGAAAAGAAAGCGGAAGAAAAGGAAGCGAAAGAAAAGAAGGCAGAAGAAAGGAAGGCGAAAAGGAGGGAAAGGUGGGAGAAGUUCGAAAAGAGUUGGUGGAGAUAUUGGGUGCCUGUUUUAACACCAUUACACAAGAAGUGA
Clonostachys rhizophaga is the source of this 927-nucleotide messenger RNA. Lineage: Eukaryota; Fungi; Ascomycota; Sordariomycetes; Hypocreales; Bionectriaceae. The record is from the annotation of a GenBank genome assembly.